Closterium sp. Yama58-4 is the source of this 1404-nucleotide messenger RNA. The record is from the annotation of a GenBank genome assembly. Lineage: Eukaryota; Viridiplantae; Streptophyta; Zygnematophyceae; Desmidiales; Closteriaceae.
AUGGAGGCCAGAGCUGUUAGUUUUCGUCCAAGUAGUGUUCGUGUAGAAGCGAUAGGAGCGAACAGCUUGCAACAUGAAUCUGCUUCUGUGAGGAGGAUCUCAUGGGUUAGGACCUCGACACUGUUCUCUCUUCGUCACGACAGAUAUAGAAAGAGACGAGAGUCGAUCACAAGGGUUUCUGCAUCCUCUGCUACCCCUCCCGAUUUCUCGGCGCGGUCAUCUAGCGGAGAUUUCAAGAGCAGCAACAGCGGCAAAACGCGUGGAGAAAGCAACAGAGGUGACAACGCCGAUGGCUCCAUGAAAGAUCAGCAUGAUGAUCCGAAACCUUCUAGUCCCCUGAAUCCCCCUUCUGUGGGUCCCUCUCCAUCUGUCAGCAAAUCGUCUCCGUCCACUCAACCAUCAUCUUCUUCAGCCAAUCCGCCAUCAUCGCCUUCAGUUAGCCAAUCAGGCUCCUCGUCGUCAAAUCCUUCCGCUUUCUCCAGCAGGCCUCAGAAUCCGAAACAGGAUCAAAUACCACGCCCGGGUAAAAGUGGUCCGGGCCAAGGAGGCGUGGUUAAAGCCAACACGCAGUAUCGAUCGGUAGAAGAUGGUAGUAUGCAGGAGUAUAACCGAUCUUCAAAUGGAGGAGCAGCCAACUUUCCUGUAGCGGUUGUAGGUUCGUCGAUGACGCCGUCAAGGCCAUUCUCUAAGCCUCCACCGUUUCGGCCUCCCCCUAGUCCAGUAGCCGGGAUUGACAUGCAGCUGAGACAGCAGCAAGAACAAGGACAGCGACCAAAACCCGCAAUGGACUCCGAAUGGAUAAACUUAAUGUCCCCGGACUGGUAUCCAGUCAAGCCGAUCUGGCAGGGUACUGAGCAGUGCGUUUUGGAGCAAAAGGACUUGCUCCUCUCGCUUCCUCGUCUUUGGAGGAUGAUGCUUCUGAGCGAUGGCUCAGUUACGCGCCAUUUGGAGCUCUUGCUCGGGGAGCAAGUCUCCGUAGACUGUGUGGAGAUGCGGGGAAUUGGUCAUGCUCUUCUGGGCUUGCCUCCUGGCACAGCGCUCGUGCCAGGACCACGAGUUCAGAGACAGGUCCAUUUGAAGCCUCCUUCAGGCGAGGUGUUGGUGUAUGCUGCUUCAUGGUGGGCGGCAGAGGAGGUGAAGUCAGCACUACCAGCUGUGCAACAGCCUAUAUGGAAGACAUUGCAGCAGCAGAGGACAGAACUCUUUCGCUCGCUAGAGCGGCUGUAUUAUGGCUCCUCUCCUCAUUUAGAAAGAAUAUUUGGAGUACCAGGACCUUUCUGGGCUAGACAUUAUUUCUUUUAUAGUCAUGGUCGCCCACUUACCCUCAUCUACGAAGCCUUUUCUCCUCGUUUGGAUGCUGUUUUAGGGGACAGCAGGUCACCAAACCUUCCACCUCAUAUGUGA